Nematolebias whitei (Rio pearlfish) is the source of this 780-nucleotide messenger RNA. RefSeq names its product enkurin, TRPC channel interacting protein (gene enkur). Lineage: Eukaryota; Metazoa; Chordata; Actinopteri; Cyprinodontiformes; Rivulidae. Gene Ontology annotation, molecular function: calmodulin binding. The record is from RefSeq and is a predicted model, not a curated record. The transcript has 5 exons. Gene Ontology annotation, cellular component: acrosomal vesicle. The coding region runs from base 1 to 780 and encodes 259 amino acids.
AUGUCUAAACAACUUUUUCCUCAAGAAAGCGUCUACGACUAUCUUGUUCCAGAGGAAGCAGAUGAAGUUAAAAAACCACCAAGAUAUGUAUCUAAGUUUAGACCAGCUGUUGUUCUUGAAAACAAGUUGAGCAAAGAUUCGAAGAGGACCAUGGGACCAGCAAAAAUAGGAGCUCCAGCUCCAGACAAGUACCUCAAGAAGCAUUCGAAGGAGCCCAAACUGCCUGAAAAGACAGAGUGCACAAAAAACAUCUGUGGCGCCUGUACUUGCACUGAAAGAAAGCCGCCUGUCCCUGCGAGGACUGACAAUCCUCUUGUGAGAAUUCACACCGAGAGAGAUUUUGAAAAGGCGACAGUAGCAGUGCCCAUGAAGCCAACACCCACAAGUGUAGACGUCAGUACAGGACACAAACAACUCCUGGAAAACUCUGGACUCGUCCCCAAAUACAUCUUCAAAAAGGAUUUUGGUCAAAUCCCUGAGUACCUGCAGCAGCGCAGAAAGGAAGAGCAGAGGGCUCAGGAGGAGUGCGAGCGCUUGAUGGAAGAGCAGAGGGAGCAGGUAGCCUUGCAACACCUAUCGGACAAGAAGCGACAAGAACUCGUGGAGGAACUGAAGAAGAAAUGGGAUGAAGUCCAUGGUGUGUACCAGAAACUUCCUUUUAUCAUUGACACCUUGACGAUGAAAACCCGCAAGACUGAGCUGGAAGAGGAGUUGAGUGAGCUGCAGAAGGACAUUCAACACUUUGAGAGGUUCAAAAUCAUCUACACAGCUAAAGAUUAG